Messenger RNA from Dama dama (fallow deer), 5602 nucleotides. RefSeq names its product GON-4-like protein. Gene Ontology annotation, cellular component: nucleus. Gene Ontology annotation, molecular function: transcription coregulator activity. Gene Ontology annotation, biological process: regulation of DNA-templated transcription. NCBI's taxonomy places the organism in Eukaryota, Metazoa, Chordata, Mammalia, Artiodactyla, Cervidae. The record is from RefSeq and is a predicted model, not a curated record.
GGCGCACCGCGACCCGGGGACGCGUUAGUAAGUGGCUGCCGUUGUCUGACUUCCGGUGAUGAGGAAGCUGAGCUUCCGCGGGAGCCGGCCGGCUGGAUGGAACAAAAGUGGGACUUGGAAAAUGUUGCCCUGUAAGAAGAGAAGAACUACGUUGACAGAGUCCCCACAACAUCAGGGCAGCCAGGAGGAAGAUGACUUAGACCUUCAGUCAGCUGUUAAACCAGAAUCUGACCAAGUUAAAGACCUGGGGUCAGUGUCCCUGUCCUGGAGUCCAAGUCAUGGCAGAGCAGCUGACCUUGAAGUGCAGGUUGCCAGAAUUCAGCUUGGUAUGGAGGACCCAUCUUUGAGCUCUAGGAUGCUCACCGACAGCACAAAUGUUGCAGUUCUGGAAGCUGUGGAUGUGGCCAUCUCUCAGGGAAUCACCCUACCUUCCUUGGAGUCUUCCCAGCCUGUAAAUACACACAUUGGUAAAGGAAAACUUCAGGCCACUAGCUCAAGGAGAGGGAAGAAAAUUACACUCAGACCUGGGUCGGUUACUCAAGAAGACAGAGGCGAUCAUCCUAUCCCAAGGGAACUUUUUUCAGAAAAGCCUAGUGAAGAAGUCAAGGAAGAAGGAGAGAAGGCAAAUGAUGACAAUCCAGAAUAUAAUUUCCUGGAAGAACUUGAUGAACCAGAUGCAAAGGAUUUCUGCACUGACCAGGCAGUAAGAAUCACCAAAAAGGACAUGAAUGAACUGAUGGAAGAGUCGUUUGAAACUUUUCAAGAUGAGAUGGGAUUCUCCAGCAUGGAAGAUGAUGGCCCAGAAGAGGAGGGACGUGUGGCUGAGCCUCGGCCUAACUUUAACACCCCUCAAGCCUUACGAAUCCCCAAGGACAAAGGAGCCUGGUGGCCCAUGGUAGGAAGGAACUGGAUGUGUUUUGGAUCCGUGAAAAUAUUCAAAUCCAGCCAUCUCCCUGUGGGGGAUAGGUUUGAGGAACCACUGGCCAACUUACUAAAUGAGCAAUAUCACACCAUGAAGGAGCUACUUGAACAGCUGAAGAUGAAAAAAUCUUCAGCCAAACAGCAGCAGGAAGUAGAGAGGGUUAAACCCCAGAGGGAAAAGGUUCAUCAGACGAUUCUAGACCCAGCACAGAGGAAGAGGCUCCAGCAGCAGAUGCAGCAGCAUGUUCAACUCAUGACACAAAUUCACCUUCUCACCAGUUCCAACCCCAGUCUCAGUUCGCAGGCCAGUACCACCAGGAUAUUUCUUAAAGAGCUGGGAACCUUUGCUCAAAGCUCCAUCGCCCUCCAUCAUCAGUUCAACCCCAACUUGCAGACCUUGUUCCAACCCUGUAACCUGAUGGGAGCUAUGCAGCUCAUUGAAGACGUCAGCACACAAAUCAGCGUUGACUCAAGUCCUCGUAAAACUGUCAUGAAGACUGCCUAUAGAUUGCCCUAUUUGCCAAAGCAAGUGGCUUGGAUCCUAGCCACAAGCAAGGUUUUCAUGUAUCCAGAGCUACUUCCAGUGUGUUCUCUGAAGGCCAAGAAUCCCCAGGUUAAGAAUUUCUUCACCAAGGCAGAGGACAGUGUCCCCGCCCCCUUCUGUUUGUUGGCUUUAGGCCUGAAGCACUUUGAAGGGACGGAGUUUCCCAAGCCUCUGAUCAGCAAGUACCUUCUCACUUGCAAGACUGCCCACCAGCUGACAGUGAGAAUCAAGAACCUCACAAUGAACAGAACUCCUGACAACAUCCUUAAAUGUUAUAAGAAGACCAAACAGCUGCCCAUCUUAGUGAAGUGCUGUGAAGAGAUCCAGCCGCAUCAGUGGAAGCCGCCUGUAGAGAGGGAGGAGCACCGGCUUCCGUUCUGGUUAAAGGUACAGCCCUCCUCCUCGGUGUGUCGGGAGCAGAAGGUCACCAUGAGCCAUCUACCGUCCAUCCAGGAGGAACUGCGGCACAUAGCUGGUGGUGUCAGAGAGGUAGGAAAUGUGACCGGAACCACUGAGAUCAACUCAGACCCAGGCCUGGGAAAAGGCAGCUCAGAACUGGAGAGUGAAACUCGGUAUCCACUGCUACUGCCUGAGGGUGUAGUCCUGAAGCUGAAGCCAGUUGCCAACCGUUUUUCUAGGAAUGCCUGGAGACAGAAGCCGCUGUCAGCCCUGAAACCUCUCCUUAUCAGACCCAGCCCCUGUUUCCUGCCUAGCUUCAGCUCUGAGAUAACACCAGCUAAGUCAUCUCACUCAGAAGCCCCUCCAAGCAAAAUGGUGGUCCGGAUUCCUCCCCUGAUCCAGCCAGCCACGGUCUUACAGGCAGUGCCAGGUGGCCCUCCUCUGGGGGCCCCCGGGGGGGACAGUUUUGAGUCUCCAGCAGCACUGCCAGCUGCAGCUGCUGAGGCCAGGACCAGCUUCCCUCUGCCUGAGCCGCAGACCCUGCUGUCCUCCGCCCCUGUGCCGAAGCUAAUGCUGCCUUCACUUGCUUCUUCGAAGUUUCGAAAGCCAUGUGUGAAACGGAGAGCCUCCAAGAGAAAGGGACCCAAGGCCUCUCUCUGUCUGAAGCCUGCCCCUCUCAUCCACCCUGCGCCCGUGUUCUUCACUGUUCCCGCCGCGACCGUGAAGGUUGUGAGCCUCGGCAGCGGCUGCAACAUGGUGCAGCCCGUCAGUGCAGCGGUGGCCCGGAGUCCUCAGACCAUCCCCAUCACCACCCUGCUGGUUAACCCUACUGCCUUCCCCUGUGCGUUGAACCAGCCCCUUGUGGCCUCCUCCAUGCCCCCCUUAAUUGUCUCUGGCCCCUCUGUGAAUCUCUCUGUACCAUCCACCCCUGAAGAUAAAGCCCCCGUGAAUGUGGACACAGGUUGUCCUUUGGCUGAGGGGAAAAAUGCCUUUCCAGGCCUCGAACCCAAACUAGAACCUCGGGAACCGUCUCCUGUCUGUGCUGCUGUCUUCCCCAAAGAGGAGCACAGCCCAGGGCCUCUAGCUACAGACAGAGCGUGCCAGGAGCAGCUGUCGGAGAGCAGUGCCUGUGGCUGGACCACUGUGAAAACGGAGGAGGGGAGGCAGGCCCCUGAACCCCUGCCUCAGGGCUUCCGGGAAUCUCUGCACACUUGCCCUGAGGAUUUAGAGGAGAUCGUUAAGACGGAACCUAAAGACCCUGGGGAGGACAUCUAUGGUAGAUCCCUGGAUCAAGAUAUCCAUUAUGAAGUCAAAGAACCCUGGGAACUGGACACUGGCUUCCCAAGUGAGGAGUCAAGAGGGUCUAGAGAGGUGAGAACAGGCCUACAAGAGGAGGAGGAGUCAUCCAGCUCUAAUAAAAUCCUUUCAGCUUCUCAUGAGCCUCCUGAUGUAGGAAAUUCAAGAGAUGUAACCAAAAGGUCCCCAAGGGAUACUUCAUCCUCCACUGACCCUGAAAUGAGCCCCCCAAGGAAGGUGGUGCUUCCUUCCCCAAGGAAGCCUGAAGACUUAUCCAGAGUUGAUGGUCAGUCAGUGGGACCCAGCUGGGCCAGAAACUGCAGGGAGAAGGAUGGGCCAGAGGAAGAAGAGGACUUUGACGACCUUACCCAGGAUGAGGAAGACGAGAUGUCAUCAGCUUCUAAGGAAUCUGUGCUCUCUGUCCCAGAACUCCAGGAAACAAUGGAGAAACUGACUUGGUUCACAGCUGAAAAGUACAUGAGUCAGGAGGGUGAGUCUGAGGAAGAGAACUCCCAGAAGACAACUCAGCCUGAGAAAGAAGAGUAGGAAGAGGCAGAAAGUAUGGAAAUCCUGCAGAAAGAGGAUGAAAUGAUGGAUGAAGCCAUUGGAGACCUUGCCAAGAAGCCACCUGUUAGCUGUGCCUCCCCGAAGGCCGCUCCAGAAGUGGAGACCAGCAGGACCCCACUGGGAGAGAGCAUCAAAGCUGCAGGAAAGGGCCGGAGUAAUCAUCGCGCUCGCAGCAAGCGGGGCAGUCGGGCCCGGGCCAGCAAGGACACCGCCAAGCUGCUGUUACUGUAUGAUGAGGACAUCCUCGAGCGAGAUCCACUCCGGGAGCAGAAGGAUUUGGCCUUUGCUCAGGCUUAUCUGAGCAGGGUCCGAGAAGCCCUGCAGCACAUCCCUGGCAAGUAUGAAGACUUCCUUCAGGUCAUCUAUGAGUUUGAGUCAAGCACUCAGAGGCAGACAGCUGUGGAUCUCUACAAGAGCCUGCAAAUUCUGCUCCAAGACUGGCCUCAGCUGUUGAAGGACUUUGCUGCUUUCCUGUUACCUGAGCAAGCACUGGCCAGUGGAUUAGUAAGUAGAGAGGGGGGCAAAGACCACACACUAGGAUCCCUGGGUCAGAGCAAGACUAGGCUUGGGUAGUGUUGAUCAGGACUGUUCCAGACGCCUGGCUGUUUCCAUAGAUAGCUUUCCCUUAGUCCAGGGUCACAAGAGCCUCCUCCUUUUCAAGGGAUGGUCUCCCCAACUCCUGUUAUCUCCAUAUAGAGUGAAGGGUUUGACCUUUGUUGCCAGUGGAGACCUUAGGUACAUCGUAACUCUGCACCUCACUGUUGCAAAAUAGGCUUUUGUUCAACAAAUAUUUAUUAAGUACCUGCUGUUUCAGGCAGAGUUCUAGGUAUUGGAAUGUAGUAAUUAUAAAAUAAUAAAAUCCUUGCCUUCAUGGAGCUUAUAUUCUCAUGGGGAAAGUCAAGUAGUAAACAGAAUAUUGUAUAUUGAAAAAAUAUAUAUAUUAUAAAAAUGAUAAAAUAUAUAAACAGUAAAAAUAUAUCUUGCUUUAUAGUGAUUAUGUUGCAGUUUUAUACACAGUGGUCUGGGAAGGCCACUAUGGUUAGGUAACAUUUGAAAUGUUUGAGAAUAAGUGUUUGAACUUGAAGCAUAUCCCAGUAGUUCUGAUUUUCUUGUCAUGAUGGGUAAACACAGGAAUAAAGGAUAUGAUAUUAAACUGAUAGUCUUUAAACAGUUAAAUGGUGAUCAGAUGAUUAUACAUAAUUUUCUGUAUUAUUAUGAGGAUCAAAUGAGUAUAUAUGUGAGAAUUCUCUGUAGACUGUGAAAUGUGUCUGAUUGCACAGUUCUGGAAACAGUAAGCAACUUGAGAUAUAUAACUCUGGAAUCUUUGAUUUCCAUUUUAGUUUUCUUGUGUUCACAGACCCCAGAAACCCAAGGUGGAUAGAUGCUAGGGUCUUAAGAAAGAUCUCACAAGGAAUUCUCUGGUGGUCCAGUUGUUAGGACUUGACACUUUCACUGCUGGGUCCCAGGUUUGAUCCCUGGUUGGGGAACUAAGAUACCACAAGCUGCCUGGUGAGGCCAAAAAAACAAAGAUCUCAUCUUUGUAAACCAGAGCCUGUAACCAGGAAAGGUUAAUUUUGGCUUCAUGCUUGAUCUAUGACUUUAACCCUUGUUUUUGCUAUUUUUGUUAUUAUAAGCAUAUGUAACGGUCUGCCUCAGAGAACCCUGUCCCAUCUGCCUGACUCUUAAACAAAAAUACCUUUGUUUAGCUCACAGAGAGAUAAUCUGACCCUGCCCACCUGUGAAUGACUGUAAGGAAGAACUAAUACCUCGCCCUGCCUGAGGCUUGCCAUUCUAGGAGAUACUUGCAAGAAUUAAAUGAUCUUCUUACUUUGUUUCCUCAUCUCACUCAUCUCUGAUUCAUAGAAGAACCUGGCA